Neoarthrinium moseri is the source of this 1830-nucleotide messenger RNA. RefSeq lists its product as uncharacterized. Lineage: Eukaryota; Fungi; Ascomycota; Sordariomycetes; Amphisphaeriales; Apiosporaceae. The transcript has 2 exons. The coding region runs from base 1 to 1830 and encodes 609 amino acids. The record is from RefSeq and is a predicted model, not a curated record.
AUGAAGCCCAGCCUCAUCACACGAGGCUUCCUUGCCUUUGCGCCGUCGCCGGCCCGAACUGCAUCGCAAGCCAGGCCGCCCUCGGUCUCGGACUUCGACUGGUCCACCAUAUCCGCAUCGCCAUCCCUCAACUACACGGCAUGUUACGACGCGCAGCACAGGUGCGCCAAGUUGCUCCUCCCCCUGGACUGGCUCGAUCCUCACAACACAAGCAACGUGGAUGUCUCCAUAGCUAUCAUCGGCCGGUCCGCCCGCGUUGCAGAGUCGGACCCCAGGUUCGGCGGCACCAUUAUUGUGAACCCCGGCGGGCCUGGCGCGUCCGGCGUGGACUUUGUGCUCCGCGCCGGCGAGCUAGCCCAGCGCACCGUGGACAGCGACACGAGGGCGUACGAGAUCCUAUCCUUUGAUCCGCGCGGCGUUGGCAUCUCGGAGCCGCAUGCCGACUGCUACCGUGGGGACGAGUUUGCCCGAAGCCUGAGUGUGGCCGAGGACCGCAUCAUCGGCUGGCCGGAUGAGCAGGCUGUGGACGCCAUCAAGUGGCGGGCUGCCCGGGCCGAGGCCUUUGGUCGGCUCUGUAGCGAGUCGGGUCCAGGCAUCCUGGCGUUUAUGUCCACGAGUAGCGUGGCGCGUGAUAUGGUUGAGAUUGUGGACCGGAUCGAAGGACUGAGGAAUGGAGAGCAGAUUCGGACAAGCUCGGAGGACCCUCGUCGGCAGCGGCCUCUAGAAUUACGAACAGCUAAGACACUGAAAGACGACACCCCGAGGAUCCAGUUUUGGGGCUUCUCCUAUGGUACAAUUCUAGGUAACUACUUUGCGUCCAUGUUUCCCGGCCGCAUUGGUCGGAUGGUUCUCGAGGGCGUUGAAGACGUUGAAGAUCAUUAUAGAGGCACAUUGACCCUUAACGUCAAAGACACACAAAAGGUCUUGAGCCACUUCUACGAGACGUGCCAUGAAGCGAAGUCUCGCUGCGUGCUGCACCGCACCGGCGACCAGUCGCCGCUGGACAUCCGGGCCCGCGUAGAGGCUUUCCUGGACAGCCUGUCGGACUUUCCAGCGCCCUUCGUGUCCGGUACCCACGCCGUGUCCAUUACGAAAGAGGACAUCCUCGAGCGCUUCUUCCGAGCACUGUACCAGCCGCAGCGCGACUUCCCGGCCAUGGCCUCCACGCUCGAUGAAGCCAUGGCCGGUAACUUCACCCGCCUUUUCUUGGUUCUUGCCCGGCCCCAGAGCUACCUCCCACCGUCCAACGGCUCACGGCCGUUCACUUGGAGCCAGGACGCGCACAUCGCCGUCAUCGGCGGCGACGCCAAGUCACAAGCCAACCUGACGAUUCCGGACUACGUCGAAUACCUGGAGGCGCUGAAGCGCGACUCGCCGGACCUCGGCGCGGCCGAGGGCCGGAUGCGCCUCGACAUCCGGGGUUGGCGGGUCCGGCCGCGCUACCGGUUUACGGGCCCGUGGACGACGCCGGAGCCGGACACCGAGCGCACUGUGCCUGGCCGGCCGGCGGCGCCGCUACUGUUCGUCUCCAGCCGGCUCGACCCUGUCACGCCGCUGGCCAACGCCAACGCCAACGCGGCAGCCCGGGCGCAUUCGGGCUCCCGCGUCCUGGUCCAAGAGAACGCGGGCCACGGCUCGCUGUUCUCGCCGGGCGCGUGCCGCGAGGGCUGGAUCAAGAGGUACUUUGAGUCGGGCGAGCUGCCGCCCGAGGACACGGUGUGUGAGCCAGACUGUCGGCCCUUCAUGCCGUGUGGGCGGGCGGAGAGCAUGGCUCUGGUCGAUGCGAGCAGACAGGCUCGGGGACAGGGGGACUAUAUGGCUGGUCUUUGA